This is a messenger RNA of Gastrolobium bilobum, 2554 nucleotides long. Its product is annotated as protein YLS7-like. The record is from RefSeq and is a predicted model, not a curated record. NCBI's taxonomy places the organism in Eukaryota, Viridiplantae, Streptophyta, Magnoliopsida, Fabales, Fabaceae. The transcript is spliced from 3 exons. Gene Ontology annotation, molecular function: O-acetyltransferase activity. Gene Ontology annotation, cellular component: Golgi apparatus. Bases 421 to 2235 code for a protein of 604 amino acids.
UCUUCUUCUUUUUUAAUCAUCCCUGUUGGUUUUUGUUCAUUUUCCUUUCUGGGGAUUUCAAUUUUGAGUAAAAAACCGUGUUUUUCCUGGUGGGGUCUGAGUUUUGACGCUAAAGUUCGAUCCUUUAUUUUAUGAUUUUCGUUUUUAUGUUAAUGGGGGGUACAAGAGUAAGUUUUUCAAGUGCGAACUUUUUUGCUGAUUAUUUCUUACUUUAGCACAUUUUCAUUCAUAUAGUUUGUAGUAAUGUUCAUUCUUUGAUUUUUGUUCAUUCUUUGUGGGUAUAACAGGUUUGUACUUGGGGAUUGAUGUUAUGGUAUUGGUAUUCAUUGUUUGAAGCUGUGUUGUACUAAACUGUGGAUGGUUUCUAUGGUUUUGAAAACCUUCAUGCUUCAGGGUCUAGUGUCAAGCUAGAUAAGUUAUAUGAAAGCCAUGACUUGGGCUACACUCAAAGGUUCCCCCAAAAUUUCUUCCCAUCCAAGACCUCUUUCUUGGAUUGUAGCUUCAGUUGGAGUACUUGCAGUAUUUUUGAUUUUUGCUUCUUGGAUUCUUGUAUCAUACCCUAUUGGUUCCACAGUUCAGGGAUAUUUCUAUGGUGUAGUAGAGAGUUCAGAAAAUUCUAAUUUAUCAGUCUCUCCAAUCAUUGAAACUUAUUUUGAUCUUCCCUCCAAUGCAAGUUUAGAUCUAGUAGAUAAUAAAGCACCCCCUGAUCUGCCACCUUCCACAGUUUCCAAUGGCCUGUCUACUGAUACAAAGAUAGAACACUCUGAUACUGAAUCAAAUUCACAAGUACCCUUAAGUGAAUCUGCUUCUCCAAAAUUACCAGAAACUUCGGAUGCAGCGGCUUCUAGUUCACAAGAAUCUGUGACUCCAUUUGGCAACCAUACAAAUGUGAUUAACAGUAGCUUGCCUGCUCAGUCCAAUUCACAAAUUGAUUUGGCUUCAAAUGCACCUGUUCAAGUGAUUGGAACCAAUUCUUCCAAUGUGACUGGUAAAAUUGGAAUUGUGGAACCUACUUCUGCAGCUUUGGUGAAUAACUCCAGCACUUUAUUUACAACAUCAAAUGAUACCUCUCUGCCUCCUUCAGAUUCAAUACCAACAGCAGUUCCUGCAUCAUCUGACAAGCCAAAUAAUGAAUCCUAUGCUGGUUCUGUUAAUUCAGGCUGUGAUCUGUACCAUGGAAAUUGGAUAUACGAUCCAUCGGAACCGUUAUACAAAAACGACUCGUGCCCUGUAUUGACACAAAUGGAGAAUUGCCAGGGUAAUGGUAGGCCUGACAAAGAUUAUGAGAACUGGCGAUGGAAGCCCUUUCAGUGUGACCUCCCACGAUUUGAUCCUAGGAAGUUUUUGGAGCUGAUGAGAGGCAAGACAUUGGCUUUCAUUGGGGAUUCAGUGGCCAGAAACCAAAUGGAAUCAAUGCUGUGUAUUCUCUGGCAGGUAGAGGAACCCAAGAAUCGUGGAAAUCGUGACAUGCAGCGAUAUUAUUUUAAGUCUGCAUCUGUAAUGAUUAUCCGGAUAUGGUCCUCAUGGCUUGUCAAACACAAUUCUGAACCAUUUGAUUUUGCUCCAGCUGGGGUGGAGAAGCUCUAUCUCGAUACCCCGGAAGAGAAGUUAAUGGAAAUUAUCCCAAAAUUUGAUGUGGUUGUUCUUUCUUCUGGCCAUUGGUUUGCCAAGCAGUCUGUGUAUAUUUUGAACAAUGAGAUAGUGGGAGGACAAUUGUGGUGGCCGGAUAAGUCUAAGCCUAUGAAGAUCAACAGUAUUGAAGCCUUUGGUAUAUCUGUUGAAACAAUUUUUACUGCUCUUGUUACACAUCCAAAUUAUACAGGGCUUACAAUUUUGCGUUCAUAUUCACCCGAUCAUUAUGAGGGAGGUGCAUGGAACACAGGCGGAUCAUGCACUGGGAAGACUAAGCCUCUUGCAUUUGGUGAAUUGGUGGAAAAUGAGCACACCAAUGCAAUGUAUGAGCAACAGAUUAAAGGUUUUAAUCUUGCUAUACAAAAGGCAACAAAUAGAUCAAAGAUGAGAUUAAUGGAUAUUACCAAAGCCUUUCAAUACCGGCAUGAUGGUCAUCCUGGACCAUACAGGAACACUGACCCUAACAAGAUUACAAAACGUGGCCCUGAUGGAAGGCCACCACCUCAGGAUUGCCUACACUGGUGCAUGCCAGGUCCAGUAGAUACUUGGAAUGAACUUGUGUUUGAAAUCAUUAAGAGAGAAUAUGAAGGUGAUAGCACAUGAUGAUAUUUAUUUUUUUCUUAACAACACCCUCGUUAGUCGGGGUUUAAUGGAGAGUGGUUUUUUAAUCCAGCUGCGUGGCAGCUUCUGCACUCUGAAGGGUGAUUUGUGCAGAACUUUACCUGUUUGAGGAAGGGUUAGACCAGUCAAUAUUUUUCCCAUAGAAGUAUAUUAUAGAGAAGUUGAUUAUUUUAAAAGAUUAGGGUGGUAAGCUGCUAGUUUAUUCCACAAUUGUCAGGAUCAUCAGUGCUCCUAAAGAGGCUAAAUCUGUUCGUGGUUCAGUUCUGUUGUAUGUAUGUCCAAUAUAAAUUCAUAUCUCUUU